UCGUUCUCAGUCUGCGCACAUUUUCCACUUGGCCAGCAUCACUUGGAGUCCACAGACACAGCGCUGAUUGAACGAGCGGAGGGGAGCUCAUUUUUCAGAGCGCAUGAUUGUGUUAGAGGGGUCUUCACUAGACUGUCACCGGCCAGAAGCAAAGAAGGAGAGACAGUAAAGCCAUUCCAACCACGCCUUUCAGAGUAGCCUAAAUAAUCCACACAAGUGCAGACUGGGUGUGCAGGAUUCUCCCCCCAACUGGUCUGGGCUGAGUGUUUUUUAGGAGGAAAAGUGAUUUUUACUUCCAUCUUUGGGAGGAGAGACUGGAAUCGAGCUGCGGUGAGACUCCGCUGACCGCCUCUCAGUGCGUAAAAUAAAAGUUUAACACACCGAGGAGAUUAUUUCAGAGGUCUGGGAGCUCGGCAAACUCCACAUUAUACUCUCCGGGAAUUGUAAAAGCUCCAAUUGGACGCUCACUGGAGGAGGAUAUAUAACUUUUCAACUCGUUUUGUGGAGAGACACGGAGGCGGGUUGGUCGAACGGAGAGCGGAGGAAUCCUCGUUGCUGAGCCGGGAGCAGUGCGCGCUGCGCCGGGUAGCAGACUGACUCAAAGGACGGCACCUCGGAGACAAGGUUAUGACGGAACUGAGCUGAACAUGGAGCUUUUCUGGAUUUUGUUAUUUUCUAGUGUUUCUACGCUUGCCUGGGGCCAAGGAGUUUAUGCUCCAGCCAACGCCCAGAUCGUGCAUUCAGGCGCCGCAUGUAACGUCAAGGAUGAUAACAUCAGCGAGAGAAUCUACACCAUCAAAGAAGGAGACACACUAGUGCUUCAGUGUAUUGUUAAAGGACACCCGCGGCCACAGGUACGGUGGACAAAGACGGCAGGCAGUGCUUCAGACAAGUUCCAGGAAACAUCCAUCUACAACGAGACGCUGCGUAUCGAGGGCAUCCAGAGAGUGCAGGGGGGUCGCUACUACUGCAAGGCCGACAACGGGGUGGGGGUGGCUGCCAUCAAGUCCAUCCGCGUAGAUGUGCAGUACCUUGACACACCAGUUCUGACGGUGCACCAGACCAUCAGUGAUGUGCGCGGCAGCUACUACCAGGAGAAGACGGUGUUCCUGCGCUGCACCGUCAACUCCAACCCUCCCGCACGAUUCAUCUGGAAACGAGGGAGUAUGCUCAUCGAACAGAGCAAGGACAAUGGAGUGGACAUCUACGAGCCUCUUUACACUCAGGGUGAGACCAAGGUGCUGAAGCUGAAAAACUUAAGACCCAAGGACUUUGCUGAUUAUACCUGCCAAGUGUCUGUCCGCAAUGUGUGCAACAUCGAAGAUAAGUCCAUCACCUUCAGGCUCACAAAUGCUACAAGUCCCCCCAUGAUCCGGCUGUCGGUCAAUGACACGGUGGUGGUGGAUCCUGGGCAGGACGUCCUCCUGACCUGUGAGGUGACGGCAGGUUUCCCUCAGCCCAAUGUGACGUGGACGCGUUACCCCGGCCCUCUUCCCCUCAGCGCCCUGGUUCGAGAGUCAACACUGAUUUUACGAGCUGUCACCCCAGCAGAUGCAGGCUUCUACAACUGCACAGCUGUCAACAACGUGGGCAACCCUGCUCGCAAGAACGUCAAUCUUGUUGUCAGGACAAUGAGCAACUUGACUUUCCAAAUUACACCAGACUCGAACAAGGACAGUGAGACCAUUCAAAUGGGUCGAGACCUCAAGCUGUCAUGCCACGUUGAUGCCACUCCACAGGAGAAAGUCAACUACACCUGGUACAAGAACGGUGUGCCGGUCUACAACUCAGAGACCCUGAUUUUACUGCGUAGCGACCCAGACAUGGCGCCCGGCACCAGUAGCUUGGAGAUUGUAGACAUGAAGUUCAGAGACUUGGCUACCUACAGCUGCGUGGCCAACUUCCCAGGUAGCAGAGUGCCCGAGCUUCGUGUGGAUGUCAACAUUUCUCAGAACAGUGUGUCUCCUCCAGUGCUGUCAGUUCCACCAGGAGGUCAGAUUGUGAGUGUGCGAGAAGGAGGUAAUGUGGAGUUGGUGUGCUUAGUAGCAGAUGGAAAACCACGUCCACCUAUACUGUGGUCACGGACAGAGAAGGACCUGCUAAUGCCAUCAGGGAGACCCAUAGUGGAGACACCUGAUGGCCGUUUGAGGCUAAGGAACGUCAGCCGGGACAUGAUGGGGGCGUAUCGGUGCCAGACCGCUCCAUACAACGGACUGAACAUCAAACGCAGAGAGGCACAGGUCCAACUCAAUGUGCAGUAUCCUCCCAUCCUGGACCCAGUCUUUCAGGACGUGCGCUCCAGGAACUAUCAGAUGGUGACCCUGAGGUGUACGGUCCUGCGGUCAAACCCUCCUCGCUUGGCAGACAUUCGGUGGUUUCGUAAUGGCGACUUUAUACGUAUGCCAAUGCCAGACCUGAAAGAGAUGCCGGAGCUGAAGUUCAAAUUGGAACCAAACAACAAUGGCUCUUAUGAGUGCCGAGUCAGCAACAGUGCAGGGACGUCAACGUGCACAUUUAACGUCACUGCACAGCCCUACAAUGCUGAGUUUUACUUUGACACACCCAACCCAGUCCGGAUUCUAAAAGGAAACAACUACUCCUACACCCUGCAGUGGACACAGAGAGAUCCUGAAGCCACAGACCCCAUCAUAGGCUACUGGAUUAAUGUCCGAAAGAACAAGCAGGUCUUGCUGUCAAAGCAGAUAGACCUCAAGAGUAAGGAGCCAGAAAAGGGUGUGCUGAUGUCCCACACAAUAUCAGACCUCAGAAUCCCUCUCUCCUACGAGGUCCGACUGGCUCCCGUCACCACCUACAGCACUGGGGACUAUGUCAGCAGAAUCAUCCAGUACUCAGAACCUUACACUUACCCAAGACCUUCAGACCAUGUGUGUGGUUUUGAGGAUGAGCGGAUCUGUGGUUUCUCUCAAGACCGGAGUGAUGUUUUUGACUGGACGAGACAGAAUCAUCUGUCGCAAAAUCCCAAGCGAUCUGCCAACACCGGGCCAGAGACUGAUCGCAGUGGAACAAAAGAGGGGUACUACAUGUACAUCGAAGCAUCACGUCCACGUGUUAAGGGGGACAAGGCUCGUCUGCUGUCUCCACUGUUUAAUGUGUCCUCAAACAGAGGCCCCAAGGGCUCCGGCAGAGUCCCAUACUGCGUCUCCUUCUACUAUCACAUGAAGGGCAAGCACAUUGGCACCCUUAAUGUACUCCUGCGAGUCAGAAGCAUCGCCUCUGUGGACUCAGUGAUGUGGACAAAGUCUGGUGAUCAGGGAUCGGACUGGAAGAAAGCGUUCUUUGGCAUCAGCCCCAGUGGACCCUUCCAGAUUGUGUUUGAAGGAAUUCGAGGCCCGAGUUAUGAGGGGGAUAUCGCCAUUGACGAUGUGUCCAUCACCAUAGGAAAGUGCAAACAAGAGAACACUGUAGCCAACGCAGGUAAGACAGUUCUGAUCGGGGGAUCACACUCACUCCAGCUGGCAAACUGGUUGACCUUUGGCCUCUGCUGCUUCCUGUCACUACUCUACAGAUGAUGAGCGCUUCCCACAGCGCCACCACCUGUCUGUGCUGACAGACACAACCCUGGCUCGCACUCUUUUACUUCUCUCUCUCCCUUUCUCCUUGUCCUUUCCUCUGUCUACCUGUCUCCUUACUAUCUGUCCUCCCCACUUGUCUUUCUAUUCCCUCUUGCAUCAAUUCCAUCCUUCUUGCUUAGAUAAGGAAGCAACACAAAGUCUUUGUCUAGUUUCUUGUCCUCUGCUUUCUUUGAAUAGUUCCCACAACCAGACACUCAGUAUAACCAACUGAUGCUCAUACUGUAUUUAAGGUUGGCAUAUUUGAUGAUCUUUGACCAUCGAACUUGACAUUCUUUUCUUUGUCACUCGAUAAGAUUCACUUUAUCCAUGCCAGCGUGUCACGUUGUCGCCCUUUUCCUCGUCUUCAUCAACCUUCUUCGUCCAUACGUGCACCCUUCGUGUAUCUCCACCCCCUUGAACCGCUGUCCUUGAUGGCCCCUCCACCCUAUUCCCGAGACACACCAAAGUGUCGGACACUCUACCAAAGAUGACGAAGGACCUGAGGGAAUAAAAUGAGGGAACAGGGAUUCCAAGAAGAAAGUGAAAGCGAGAGAGAAAGCGGUUUCAAAACCUUUUUCACAAAGACUGUCUCCCUUCCAUCCUAGAUGUUGGGAUCACGGGAGCUCCUGAGCGACAAAGACAGAUGGGGAAAAAAAACUGAUUAAUGAAUGAUUGAAUAAACAAGUGAAUAGUUGAGGAAAGGACAAACCAGAAACAGAGGAUAAAAGAAGGGUGCCCCUGGUUGCCUCUCUGCUUGCCACAAGAGACAAACCUCAGUGCGGAUUAUACGUGUACAUUUAUCUAUAUAUAUAUUAAAUAUAACAAAGUUUAAACUAAAACACAACUAGGACAGUGGAGGACUUUACAAAGUGAAAUUAAAGAAGCACAACGUUUAUACAACCUCUGCUGUUCCUUUGGGUUUUAUUCUACUUAUUAUGUGAUGUUGCAAUUUGUCAGACCAAUUCAAUGUUUUUGAUAUUUUGCUUUUUUUUUGUGUUUUGUUUUAUUAUGGCAUCAUAAGGGUCAAAGGCAAUGGGGUAAUAAAAUAUAUUCAUAUUUAUGAGAGCUAGAGAGGAUGAUUUGAGCCUGAUUUGAGCAUGUUGGAGGGAAAGAUGACCCAAGCCAUCGGGAUAGAAACCUCAGCUUUUCUUCACACAUAUAGCACUGAACGCGCACACACAUACACGCAGGAAUAUACAGAAACACAGUUUUCCUUACAGGCAUCACAAUCAGCCUCUCAGCUCCCCCUCUGUCUGAACAGCGCAGAGGAAACACCAAGUAUGGUAGCAGCGACUUUCACAUUUCUGCUUACAUUGUCAUUAACUUCCUGUCACUGGACAUAUGACUCAGAUGGCUGGAUCGAUCGACCACAAGAGAAUAGCCGGACAUGUGAAGUAAAGAUACGGGAAGCAGAAAAUAGUAUGGAAUAAGUUCUAGCACUUCUUUCUCCACAGGUUGUUGAAUACCAUUUAUGGAUCUCUCAUUCAGCACUGAGUAAAAGAUGGAGGAGAUUGUCAGUGUCUGCCAGGAGUGCAGUGAGGAUUGCAUAUCAGAUUCUUUGUCGGUGUUUAAUUGCUGUUGAAUGUCUACUGUAAAAAAGUUUUCAUAAUCUCAUUGAUUGUUAAAGUUAAGCAAUACUCAUAUCUACAGAUUCACAACUUUUUGACUGCAUUUACAAAAGAAGUUCAGAGUGCAGAAAUACCACCUUGUUCAAAGCACAUCAUACAAGUUACUUCAUUCAUCUCGUAUUUUGUCUAUGUCAUGUCACGUUAAGUUGAUCAUUUCACUUGUUUUUAUUUACUUUUUGGUUUGCUUGCUUUCUGUAUUGUGGUUGGUUAAAAAUGUAUUAUUGAUUUUUCAAUCAUAAAUAGUACAUAACAUGCAGAAAUGAUGUGCCUAUUUGACUUGCCCAGUCUGGUGUGGGUGGCACUUUCCGUGCUUGCACAGGUUGUUUGUGGAACAUCACAAUGUGUAACUGCUGCAAAGUUGUGUAAAGCAUGUUAGGCAAAUCUGUGAAAUGUCGCAGACAGCAGUGUAUGAUAUGAACAUAGAAACCUUUUGAAAUUUGCUGCAAGAAAAGCAUCAAUAUUUUAAAAUUGCUCUCUUUUCUUAGCUUUAUCGUCAAACAUUUACUUUGAUCUGAUUUUUGCACCUGAUGGGAGGUUGUACUUGAAUGAUAAAAAGAUAUUUUAGGUGAAUUUGACAUACUUUCUUGUAAAAGCCAUUUGUUCACUCUGCAAGAGGCCUAAAAUGUUUUCAACUUUUGAUAAUGUCUGCAAAAACACAACAUUGCAGGAAAGUGUUUGACUUUAGAUAUUCAUUUGCAAUGCCUCCAAUUUCCCCACCUUAUAUGACUAAUGGGAAUUGGUUACAUGUGGCAUUUAUAUCAGCUUAAGUCGUACAGUAUCAUAAGCAUUAUCCAGCAGAAUAGCAGUACACCAUAGGUCAGUCCUUUAACCAUGCAGUAGUAAAUACAUUUUAGACAUAUUAUUAAGCAUUGAUGUGCAUGGCAUUUCAUCAUGCUGUCAGAUCCUUCCUCACAUUGCCUCAUAUUUCAGUGGCAAUAAUAACAGGUGAAACACUAUCAUUGUUAUCAUUGCAUUUGGACAUGUGACAACUGCAAAUUAAUGAUGCUUUGUCUGUAACCUUUGUCAUAUUUCUCACAAUGACACACACACACACUUCUCUUUUUGAUUUAGCUGUGUGUGACAACUUAUAGCUCAAGUUUAAAGGGGAAGAUGUUGUAUUAAUGCUCCCACAUGACAAUAGAUUAUUAAAACAUGGCGUACACAUGUGCAAAAUACAAUUAAUCCAACCCAUUGCUUGCAAAGUGGUUCUAUUACUAUGUCAUGCUGGCUUAUUAAACAGCAAUUUGUCACUUUUUAUUAAAAUAUGCGGCAAUAGAACGGUGUUGGAAAGUAACACAAACUGUAUUCAUCUACUCUCGUAUGAUAGAACAGCAUUUUAUUAUUAUUGUUUUGUAAGUCAAACAUACACAAUACCAUAACACAAUAAUUCUUCCGAAAGUGGCACACAGCAAUCAGCUUUGAGAAAUAAUAAGCAGGACCUGAUUCCCGUUUACUUGACCAUUUAAAUGGGAAACGUGUUCAGCAGAAUGUAAAUGAAGCAACUGUCUUUUUGUUUUUGUUUUGUUGUGAUAUAUACCAUUUAACUAAUGGUUUAGUAAUUGCAAUUUUACAAUCUUUAACAUGUACUCAAACCUGUAGCAGCACAUUUUGUUCCUGUUAGAUCAAGUCCAGAUACAAAGAGAGGUUUGCAUAUAUCUUCCAUAAUAAAAUCACAUGUUGAAAGUA
Amphiprion ocellaris (clown anemonefish) is the source of this 6886-nucleotide messenger RNA. Its product is annotated as MAM domain-containing glycosylphosphatidylinositol anchor protein 1. NCBI's taxonomy places the organism in Eukaryota, Metazoa, Chordata, Actinopteri, Pomacentridae. Gene Ontology annotation, molecular function: axon guidance receptor activity; protein binding. Bases 648 to 3530 code for a protein of 960 amino acids. The transcript is spliced from 18 exons. Gene Ontology annotation, cellular component: neuronal cell body; axon; plasma membrane. The record is from RefSeq and is a predicted model, not a curated record. Gene Ontology annotation, biological process: synapse organization; homophilic cell-cell adhesion.